CAACCGUCGCUCUAUGCCGGGUCUCAAGAUGGAGAAACUUUGCUUGGUUUUGUGACAGCGAAUCUUCUUCCACUUCUAUUCCAACAUGUCUACUGCGAACUGGACAGGGGUGACUUGCACCCCAUGGGCCGAUCUACAGAUAAUAUCCAGUGAGAUGCGAAAUGCGUCACUAGGGAAUGAUGAAGACAAUGAAUCCGAAAACCUGACGUCAUCAAACGCUACGAAUUCGCACACCUGUUUUCAACCUCGCCUCAGCCGGACUAUCCUGAUCGUAGCUCUCAUCGACAUCAUUAUCUCUGUUGCCACCAUUGUGGGGAACGUUCUUGUCGUCUCUGCUGUCAUCAGAAAUCGCAGACUGCGGAAUGUAACUAGUGUAUUCAUCUUGGGCCUAGCUGCUGCCGAUCUUCAGGUCGGUCUGAACGUCCCAUACUAUGUGCUGUUUUACUUCAAUUUCCCUGCAGUGUCCUGCCACCGCAUCAGCUGCCUACUAAGAUACUGGUUUACCAUCUAUGCUUCGGGGUGCUCCAUGCUCUGCUUGGUGGGGGUCGCCGUAGACAGAUACAUUGCCAUAGUGCACCCACUUUCUUAUCACCGUAUCGUGAGAACUCGCUAUGCUUCCCUCUACCUGUUGGUGGUGUGGGUUUCUAUGGGGCUUCUCAGUUCCCUUCCUCUUUUCGGCGUAGGGGAGAGAUUCAACCCAUCCAAUGAAUGUGACUUGUAUUACGCGCACACUAAAGAAUAUGCCCUUGCCGCUGUGGCGUCUUUGGUCCUCUUCACGUUCGCGGUGACGACCACCUUGUAUUCGAUCAUCUUCAAAGCUGCCUGGAGACAAAAGAGAGCUGUAGUUGCGCUGGACUGGAACCACAAGGUCAGACAGGAGACAAAGACAGCCAGAAUGAUGGCCCUGGUAAUGGGAGUGAACUUCAUGGGGUUCCUUCCUUAUCUUACGAUUAUAACCAUGAGAUAUCUGGAUGGGGUCAACCAGGAAAAAAUCGCGUACUUCAAACCCUUCACGGUGUGUUUCUAUUUUGGAAAAUCAGCGAUCAAUCCUAUCAUAUAUGGAUGGAAGAACAAAGAAUUCAGGCACACUUUCAGGAGGUUGGCGAGUUUUAAUAAAGGAGUCAGAUGAACUCGACGUGUAAGGCAUGGCCAAGUGAAGAGGGACAUGUAUUUCUAGAGGUAAUAUAUGAAGUGACAGAACUUUGAUAUUUUCUGAGAUAUGAUGAUUAUGCUCAGAUAAAUCUUCUGAACGCGAUUAAUGGCGGAGCGUCUAUGAGGGUAUACCGAUUGCAAUUAGAAGAUACGCCCAGUACAUGAUGACAGUUACGGUGUUCUGGCAUUUGAUGGAGGCAUGGAAGUAUGCAAACUUCAUUGCAAAUGCGAAUCUUAUUAAGAUUUCAAAGGAUGUCUUUUCUCGAAUUCAGCAACUACAGUUGUAUAUUCACUUAUCAUCUUUUGUUCUUUCCUUAAUGGUAUUAAUGUUUAUUUAAUUUUAUUUUAGAAAGUAUACAUAUUAAACAUAUUUUGUUAUUAAAGAUUGAAUUA
Molecule: messenger RNA, 1545 nt
Organism: Argiope bruennichi
Lineage: Eukaryota; Metazoa; Arthropoda; Arachnida; Araneae; Araneidae
Product: octopamine receptor 1-like
Exons: 3
Coding region: 86-1129 (347 amino acids)
Biological process (GO): G protein-coupled receptor signaling pathway
Cellular component (GO): membrane
Molecular function (GO): G protein-coupled receptor activity
Source: RefSeq, a predicted model, not a curated record